Molecule: messenger RNA, 780 nt
Organism: Hydractinia symbiolongicarpus
Lineage: Eukaryota; Metazoa; Cnidaria; Hydrozoa; Anthoathecata; Hydractiniidae
Exons: 4
Coding region: 16-735 (239 amino acids)
Source: RefSeq, a predicted model, not a curated record
GAGGAAGUCGUUAUAAUGCAUAUAUUUUCACGUUGUAGAAAAACGCUUGCACUGCAGCAGCUUCUUUUGGUAAAAAACAAACUAAUUACGAUGAGAAUGGAUUUGGGAGCUCAAAUUGCUGUAUCGCUUCUUGCACAUAUCGGGGUGUUCUUCGCUGCAAAUCAGUUGAUGAGUACAACAGAUCUACCGAACCUACGCGUUUUACUAAAUUCAAGUGACACUAAUUCGUACGAUACAAAAGUACAAUGGCUAGUCACAUCCAAAAUCUCCAUAGCAAGUGUACAGUUGUCAAUCUUCAAUGACCACGUGACAGACCUAUUUCACGCUUUACCUGCGAUGAAAAAUUUCACUUCAGGUGUCCAUACAUUCACUAAUCUUCAACCAAACACAACGCAUAAUAUAUGUUUACUAGUUCGUACAAAACAGAAUACCCACGUCUCGAAAUGCAUCAACGUUCAUACAAAACCGAGAGAUAUUUCCAGAUUAAGAAAAAUAUUUCCACGUAGCGACAGCAAUCAUUUGACAGUAUUGUUUUGCAUACUUAUUCUCGGACUUUUCAUCGCCAUCGUCGCUUCGUCAUAUAAUAUGUACCUACAAUCACUUCGAGAACAGAAAAAGAGCGAAUACAGAAUUUUAAAAUACUAUCAAAACGAAGAUACACUAGGCUUGAACAAAAGUAAUCAACUUAGACAACCCCUGCUUGCAGCUAACAAUGUAUACCAAAAUGAAAAAUAGCUUUUGUAACUUUUUAUACUUUUGUAGACAUUUAUUUACACGUAA